CAAGAGGGAGGUGGUGCUAUUGCGCACAAGGCGCUAACCCUGCGCAAACUACAGCACAACUGCGUGUAUAUUCCCCGACCGGUUGUUAUGGAUAAAUGUGGAGGGAGAGGUGAGCGCCUGGUGAUCAUUUCGACUUGAACACGUCUGCAGUAACAUCAGUGAUGCUCUAUUGGAGGCUCUGAAGUCUGUGCGCGCUGAGACGGAUCAAAUUUGGAGUCGCCAGCAGCAGUGCGCUUCAGCUGGACACAAGACACACGAUCUGGGGGACUGGUCGCAUCGUUUUCUUAAAGUUUGCUGCCUUUUUGCAUUUUUUUUUUCUUCUUUACAGUGUGCAUUUGGAGCUGUUUACAUUUUGUGUUUCUUUAAUAUGGGGAAAGCUUGCGUAUCGGGCUGAUAUGUUUUGGCUCCGUGGAAGUUUAACCCUGCGCCCGCGCUCCUGAACUCCCAUCUUUGCAUUUUAAUUAUUAUACUUUAACUGGACACUGCAGGAGGUUUAAAACGACGGAGGGAAAUGGCCAGCGAGCGGAAACCGCGGCUUUGUAUCAUGGCAAAAGCGGAGAACGGGUAUGGAUUUCACUUGCAUGGCGAGAAAGGGAAGAGCGGACAGUACAUCCGCAAAGUGGAGCCUGGAUCCCCCGCAGAAGCGUCGGGGCUGCGCGCCGGGGACCGUGUGGUGGCAGUAAAUGGAGUUAACGUGGAGAAAGAGACACACCACCAGGUGGUACAGCGCAUCAAAGCUGUGGACAACGAGACCAGGCUGCUGGUGGUGGACCACGAGACGCACGAAAGUCUGCGCAGCCUCCGCCUCACAGCCACAGAGGAGAUGGCCGUCCUCGGGACCGGGCCUCCUUCCUCCUCCUCUCCCCCAGCCUCCCCCUCGCCUUCCCCGUCAUCGGUCCCAUCGUCCCCCAGCAAGAAGCGGGAGAACGGCUCGGUGUCCAAGCAGCCGGUGGCGCUGAGCAGCCAGGUGCAGAAGCCCACCAGGAGGUCACCAUCAAAGGCUGCGAAGAAGGAGGCUCUUGCCCAGGCUGAAGCCCAGGCCCAGGCCCAAUCACGGACCCAAGUCGACCCAUCUGAGCUCGUUCCACGUCUGUGCCACCUUAUGCGGUCUGAGACGGGCUACGGCUUCAACCUCCACAGUGACAGAUCCCGGCCCGGACAGUACAUCCGCUCCCUGGACCCAGGAUCCGCUGCAGACCACGCCGGGCUCCGACCGCAAGACAGGCUGAUUGAGGUAAAUGGUGUGAACAUCGAGGGCAUGCGGCAUGCAGAGGUGGUGGCCUUCAUAAAGAAAGGUGGAGAUGAGACCUGGCUGUUGGUGGUCGAUCCAGAGACAGACGAACACUUCAAGAGGAGGGGGAUCAUCCCCACAGUCAGCCAUAUCAGAGACUACGAUGGUCCGUCCAUAUCCAACGGCUCCCCCAACCCUCAGAUCAACGGCAGCUCCACCACACAGUCCAUCAGGUCCACACACUCCGACCUCAGCAGCCAGGGCAACAGCACACAGCUGGCGGAUGAUGACGGUGGCCGGAUGGACCCUUUUGCCGAGAUGGGCCUGAGUCUGAGCGCUACGGCAGCAGAAGAGAAGAUGAAGGUCCACGCCAAAGAAAAGAAGAAGGCGCCGCAGAUGGACUGGAUGAAGAAAUACGAGCUGUUCAGCAACUUCUGAGACUUUCCCCUCCGUGGACUCUGUAAACACCACAGAUCUGAGCUCUCUGCAGCUCGCUCCCUCAUACAACCGAAGAUAUUUUGUUCCUGGAAUUCAAUGUGACGAAAGGAAAAGGUUGUACGACGGAUUCUCUUUUAAGCCACUAUGGAGACUCUUUACCAGCUAUGUUACCCUCUUCAAAACAAAGUGCUGACUGCAAAAACUGUGUAUACUUUGCUACAAUCACACUGUUCAGAAGGAAGAGCAUUUUGAAAAGCUCCAGAUACGUGUACUUCUAUUAGAUGGGAGUCUUGCAAUCAAGUUUUCACAAAUUUGCCUAAAUCCUCAUCACCUUUUCUCCACUUUGAUCACCCCAUUAUCCCCGCUCAUAGAGACUCAAAUAAGGGAGAUAGUUAUUUUUAUAUUUAAAAAGUAUAAACACCUAUUAAAAAAACAGCAUCCCAUCAUCACGGACUGCAUUUUAAAGAGUUUUAUGGACACUGUGACAUUAAUGAUUGUGGACAUUGUGGGAGUUUUGGCCCAAAGUUGGCAGAAGAUCACUGUGAAAGAGUUGAGACCCUCCACCUCGAGCCCACGCAGAUGUUUGAUCACAAUCACUGACAAAGAAAAGGAUGGCUUUGUGUAACAUCUCCUACAUGUAUUUGUAUUUUUACAUAGAGUUAAUUAACUGGUCGUCAGAUCAGCUCGGCUUUACUUGUUAUAUUAGCACUCAGUCUUACUAAUGUAUCACCACUAACCUCUUUUCCCAAAGUGCUCCAGUGGACGUGCAUAACCAAGGGAAGCACCACUAACAUUAAAUUUAUUGAUAAAGUAAACAAUGGAAACUGGAACGUCUUAGAAAGGAAGGUUUUCUCAGGGCAUGAUGAAUGAGUGAAUCAUUAGAGGGUGCUUGAUGUGUGCAGCAGAGGGCAACCUGACACCACAAAUACAGGCUCCUCUUGACACUUAAACUAAACAGACUAAAUGUUUAUCCUGGCUUUUUUAAUGGGGGUUGUGUCGGACUGUUUCUCAGGCCUUGUUUACACAUAUACAGAUAUUUUUGAAAGCUUAUAUUUUCCCCUCUGUUUUAUAAGAUAAUUCUGAUACGAGUGAUGCUCUGGACAUGCUGAAAUCCCGCUCCAGAAAGUGUCCCACUAUCUGCUUGUUCAACCAAGUCUGAUCCAAAACUGUUGUUUCUGGAGGACUCUAAACUGCAGGUGCUGAGCUGGAGCAAAACCAUUGGAUGCAGCCAUAUAUUUAAAGAUAACAGAAUACAGGACCCCAAGAUGGCGCCUAUUUGUUCUAAAGGAAAUACGCCAAGAAGUGUUAAAGCUUCCAGGUUUACUUCAGCAUGUAGUGUUUCUCCAGUCGCUCCACCCACAAGGUCCUGCUCAACUUAGAGACUUCACAUUGUGAUGAUGUCAUGGAUUUUAAAUCACAUUUACUAGCUUGAGUUUUCAUAUAUAAAAUCUCCAUGGCUCAAAAACGCAUCAUAUAAAGUCAUAAUUGACCUUGUGUGCAGUUUGAGGUGUCUCGUCAAUAGUUUGACAGAUGUUGCAGGGUAUUUUUUUCGCUGCAAUACUGCAAGGGGCCACUUGAAAAAAAUCCCGAGGGUUCCUGGGGUCCUGGGUGCAGCUGACAACUCUGUUGGUCUGCAAAGUAGGCAUGCCAAUACAGUCUCACUCUGACCUCUUUACAUAUUGACAUUUGGUCAUGGACUUUCCAUGUCCACAUAUUACAUGCAAGGUAUCCUGGGUGCGAUGGUUGUUGACAUUCUGGGACACUGUCAAGUUCUGCCAGUUACAUGCAUUGUCUUCUUUCAAAAUACACUUCCAUUUUCCCAGAAAAUUUAACAUUUACAUACAGUCUCUUUCAAAAUAAACGCACUAUGUCAGUGCAACAAUGCAAAUUGACGCUUUUUUCCUUUAGGAAAAAAUAAUGGGUUUGGCUUUAUAAUCUCAGGGGACGCAAACACCACUCUCCCAGGUGAACGUCAGUGUUUGUUGGACCCAUCCACCACCCCUCUCGCCUGCCCUACUCGCACUUUCGCCAUCUUAUUUCCAUUCUCGUCCUGCUCAUUUCCCCCUGAGCACUGUUAAACCAAAAUGGCGACUGGCCAUUUAUCUUGCCAACAUUAAAGGACAGUUUUGUUUUGUUUUUUUGUUAGUGUCUGACUUUAAGUGAGACUGGGUUGGGCAUGCACAAAUUAAGGAGAUCAUUUACCACACGUUCUGUUUUACACGCCCACACAGAUAAACAGUAACUGAACUUUUAGAAAACCUUUCAGAGACCUACAACUCUGAUUGCGUGGAGAUGAGGCAAAAAAAAAAAGUAGACACAAAUAUUUGCAUACGUUUACACAAGGCCUUAGUUAGGAGCCAUAACUUCCUGGAGUAUUCACUGGUUGCCUGGCAACAGCUCAAGGCCAAGAAACAGUCUGGUACAAAACUGCAUAUUGUAGUUUUUAUACUUGUAGACAAACAAGACAUAACAGGCUAAUUAGUGAACUUACGGGGUGCCAGGCUAGCUGUUUCCCCUGUUUCUACUCUUUGUGCUAAGCUAAGCUAACUGGCUGCUUGCGUUAGCUUCAUAUUGAACAUGCAGACAUAAGAGCAUUACAGAUCUUCUUGUCUAACUUUCCAACAGAAAGCAAGAGUAUUUCCCAGGAAAGUCAUAUUAUUCCUUAAAUAAGAACAGGGUGAGGAAAGAGGCUCAGAAGUGCAACAUGAGUGUGAGCAGGUCGUGGGGCGGAGAGAGAGCAGGAGAAGCUACACAGUGAGGUCAGAGAUGCUCUGAAGGAUCUAGUGAAAGAGACUGUGGGAGCCAUGGAGCGUACAGAGGAUUACUACACACACACAGGGACAGCUGUCUUACACACAUUUGGAGCAUGAUCUGUGUAUGUGUGGACUGGAGAAGGUAUACAUGCCGCAAUCCACGCAGUGUUGACACAAUGCAUUACAACAAGUGGAGAGUCAUCUAUGUGGACAUGUUGUCUUUGUUUUGUAUCCAUUCACACCCUUUACAGAGCACACACACUACUCUAACGGUAGUGUCUAGAUUCAUCCUCGUACAUCCGUCUGUGUGUGGAGUAGGGCUCACUCUGUUUGUUCUAACAGUCACAGCAAAAACUCUAUGUUACCAUGGCUGAUGUAUAUACAGUAAAGCAUACAGUAUAUAUGGCAGGUUGCAUUUUUUUCAAUAAAGUGUGACAAUGGCGUUUUGGAAUAUUUUAAA
Molecule: messenger RNA, 4882 nt
Organism: Epinephelus fuscoguttatus (brown-marbled grouper)
Lineage: Eukaryota; Metazoa; Chordata; Actinopteri; Perciformes; Serranidae
Product: Na(+)/H(+) exchange regulatory cofactor NHE-RF2
Exons: 6
Coding region: 512-1669 (385 amino acids)
Biological process (GO): protein localization to plasma membrane
Cellular component (GO): apical plasma membrane
Molecular function (GO): signaling receptor binding; protein-membrane adaptor activity
Source: RefSeq, a predicted model, not a curated record